Molecule: messenger RNA, 2199 nt
Organism: Trichobilharzia szidati
Lineage: Eukaryota; Metazoa; Platyhelminthes; Trematoda; Strigeidida; Schistosomatidae
Source: the annotation of a GenBank genome assembly
AUGGAAGCGAAAUGUCAACAGUUUGCUACUGAUAUGUUAGCACAAACACGUAGUUCAGCUGAAUUGUCAGUUGUACUGAAUCAUGAUACUGGAGGGGAUUCAACCGGUUGUCAUGUCGGUGGAAUAGAUCGACAAUCCUAUUCUGGUGAUAUUAGUGAACGUAUGCAACUGUCACGAUUGAAAUUAGCUAUUAGAUAUGAACAAAAAAAGUUUGUAGCUCAUCCUCAUUGUCAACAAUUACUGGCUGCAAUCUGGUAUGAAGGUCUACCUGGAUUUCGUCAGAAGCCAAUGUUUGCCCAGUUAACAACUAUCGGUGUAUUAUGUUCAAUGUUUCCUAUAUUGGCUACAUUUUAUAUGUUAGCACCACAUUCAAAAAUGGGUAGUAUGAUGAAGAAACCAUUUAUUAAGUUUCUGUGUCAUAGUAGUUCAUAUUUAUCAUUUCUAGCUCUGCUUACACUGGCUGCUAUUCGUGUUGAAUUCCUACUGACAAAUUCCAUGGAUCAACGAAUGCAUGAUCGUGGACCUCCACCGUCACUCACAGAAUCAGCUUUAAUCAUUUAUGUUAUAGGUUUUGUCUGGCAACAAAUGAAAAAGCUGUAUAUAUGGGGUUUAAGAGCUCAUUUAACAGAUAUGUGGAAUCUUGUGGAUUUUGUUAUGAAUUCACUAUAUAUAUCAACGAUAUCGCUAAGAACAGUAGCUUGGGCAAGAACAGUGUUUUACAAUGAACCACGUUAUGUGAAUCGUGGCCAAUGGGAUUCAUUUGAUCCAGUUCUGGUUUCAGAGUGUUUGUUUGCUGCGGCGAACAUCGUGUCAACAUUGAAAUUAGUUUAUGUCUUCACAGUUAGUCCACAACUUGGUCCAUUACAAAUAUCCCUUGGAAGAAUGUUAUAUGAUAUAUUUCGUUUCUUUUGUGUUUAUUUCCUUGUCCUUGUGGCAUUUGCAUUCGGCUUCAAUCAGUUGUAUUGGUUUUAUGCUAAAAAUCGUGCUAGAAAUUGUAAAAAUGUUCAUUUCACUCUGGAAGAAGGUCAAAAAGAUGUUUAUGAUUAUUGUAUUACACGGGGAACGUAUUUUACAAAUUUAUUUGAAAUUGUUCAAUCAUUAUACUGGUCUGCAUAUGGUUUAAUCGAUUUGACAAGUUUCAAUUUGGAAUAUCCUCAUGUAUUCACAGAGUUUGUAGGUAAACUAACCUUUGGGACGUAUUCUUACAUCGCUUUCAUUGUGCUAUUGAAUAUGCUGAUUGCAAUGAUGAACAGUUCUUAUGAACAAAUUGUAGGUCAAGUGGAUGUUGAAUGGAAAUUUGCACGAUCAAAGCUAUGGAUCAGCUUUUUUGGUGAAGGUUGUACUGUACCUGUUCCAUUCAAUAUAAUACCUACACCAAAAUCAUUUAUGUAUAUGAUGAAUUCAUUGAAAAAAUUGUUUUUAAAUUGUUAUAAAGAGAAAUUACAUCGUAAUAAUUGGGAGACAGUUCGUCAACGUGUAAAACAAGUAAAAGAACGUGAAGCACGUUAUCAAGUUGUCAUGCGUGAAUUAACUAAACGUUAUAUUAUGUACAAACUGAAAUCUGGUGAAAAUGAAACAGUCAGUCCAGAUGACUUGAGUGAAAUUAAAGGCGAUAUCAGCGCAUUCCGACAUGAAUUACUGGAUAUCCUGAAAUCGAAUGGUAUGAAAAUACCAAAUUAUCAUAAAAAAGUUUCUAAACUUCGACGCGGUCGUGACAAUUUCCAAAUUUCUGAAAUACAAGAAAUGGUACGUGGUAAAAAAUCUAGCGACUCAAUGAAACAAGCAGGUGAACAAAAUCUCGAUGAGGAUAAAGUAGUAAAAUCAUCGAAACCCCUGCUAGGGGAUCAAAUACACUCGCUGCGAAGAAAGACACCAAAUUCUGUAAAGAUGAGUAAAUCUGAUAUGAAUCAAUCCUUAAAAUCUAAUAAUAAUAAUAAUAAUGCUGAUAGUGAAAGAGCUGAUCAGAAUGUCACUGAUGCAGGCGGUGGUCCAGUAGAUAAUCCAGCUUUUGAAGGUGAAGAAAUCAUUGGAAGAAAGAAAGUGUUAUCUGGUUUAUCUGGCUUGGGAAUAUCAAAGCUGAUUAAAUCAGUUUCAACACCAGGUCAAGAAACCUCCUUUACUUCAGAUGUAAAACAAGGUCAGAAUUAUUCAACAGUAGAACAGAACACUUCUCAAUUAACCAAUCAAACUGUUGACUGA